UAAUGAAAUACAAACCGACACAAACAACUCUCCAAAAACCAAAAUCCUUUCCUUCUUUGCCUCUUCAUCUUCUCUUUUUCUCUUCGUCUUCGUGAAUCGUAUCUGCAAUCCCUGAUCUGCUAAACACUGGUUCACCAAAGUCCACUGAUGCCUGUGAUGCGGAUAAAUGUGCUGGUUCCAUUGUCGAAGGCGAGGCCUUGGUGUCGUCGCUGUCUUUGGUCUAUGGCGAGGCUUUUUCGGAACGCUUCCAUUUUCAGACACUAUCUACAUAUUUCGGAGGGCUUUAGAAGAGUCAUAUUGGGCACUUCUUCUCAGUUUUGCGAAUUUUCUACAAGAGUUCUUUCCAGAAAACGCUAAAGCUAAUCGCAUGGGUUGGUUUCAGCUUCAGAGGCGCCGAAAAGAAUGCAUAUGCUUGGAGCAGAUCCUGGUAGGCAGUUUUCGUAGUAGUCUCAUAAGGAGCCUGUAUUAUGAACAAGUAUUAUAUUUUUCAAAUAUACUGUCUACUGUAUUAUAUACAUAUCAUGUUUACUGGGAGUUAGUUGUUGAUUAUAUACAUAUACAAGGACCUUUUCCAGUGAUAACAAUUCGCUGGAAAUAG
Molecule: messenger RNA, 598 nt
Organism: Juglans regia (Persian walnut)
Lineage: Eukaryota; Viridiplantae; Streptophyta; Magnoliopsida; Fagales; Juglandaceae
Exons: 6
Coding region: 167-598 (143 amino acids)
Source: RefSeq, a predicted model, not a curated record